Molecule: messenger RNA, 3786 nt
Organism: Cyprinodon tularosa
Lineage: Eukaryota; Metazoa; Chordata; Actinopteri; Cyprinodontiformes; Cyprinodontidae
Gene: osbpl9
Product: oxysterol binding protein-like 9
Exons: 24
Coding region: 24-2246 (740 amino acids)
Cellular component (GO): cytosol; membrane; intracellular membrane-bounded organelle
Molecular function (GO): sterol binding
Source: RefSeq, a predicted model, not a curated record
CCCAACCCAAGCCUGUUGUAAAGAUGGCGUCUAUCAUGGAGGGGCCGCUAAGCAAGUGGACUAACGUCAUGAAAGGCUGGCAGUACCGGUGGUUUGUUUUGGACUACAACGCCGGCCUUUUGUCGUAUUACACGUCUAAGGACAAAAUGAUGCGAGGAUCCAGAAGAGGCUGCGUGCGACUCAGAGGAGCUGUGAUCGGAAUAGAUGACGAAGACGACAGCACAUUCACCAUCACUGUGGACCAGAAGACUUUCCACUUUCAAGCUCGAGAUGCGGAUGAACGUGAGAAGUGGAUCCACGCCUUAGAGGGGACUAUCCUCCGUCACACCCUCCAGCUCCGGGAGGCUGAGACAGGACUCGUUCCCAGUGUGCAAGACUUUGACAAGAAGCUCGCUGAAGCUGACGCCUACCUACAGAUCCUAAUCGACCAGUUAAAGCUGUUUGAUGAGAAGAUCAAGGACUGCAAAGAGGAUGAAUCGCACAGGAAAAUAGAAAAUCUGAAAGAGACUACUUGUAGUAUGGUAGAGUCCAUCAAGCACUGUAUUGUUCUUCUGCAGAUUGCCAAGGACCAAAGUAACGAACAACAACACGCAAACGGACUUAUAAGCACCAUCAACCCAGUGGAUGGGAUCUACCAGCCGCAUCUUGACCCCCCUGUAGUCAACACCACAAUGCCAACGCAGAACACACUACCCAUAGACGCUUCUCAGGUGUGUAAAUCAGACCAACGACCUUCCACAUUAGCUGUUGGUCCCGUGGUCACAGUGAUGGGUAGUCUGCAGACCCCGACUCCCAACAGCACAGGGAGUGGCCCGUCCGGCCCCAGCAGCGGCGUCUCCUCUCCGACUCACAUCCCCCUGCCCUCACACUCAGUGCCAGACUUCUCCUACUCCUCCAGCGAGGAUGAGUUUUAUGAUGCUGACGAGUAUAACCAGGGCAGCAUUUCACCCAAACACUUUGCAGAUCCCUCAGGGCCCUCUGCUGCUCCCACGGCAACUAACGAGCAAACAUCAUUAAAACGGCCUGAAACCACAGAGUCCCUCAACUCAACCAUGUCAAACGGCACCACAGAUCCAGAUAUGUUUGACAAUAAUGACGACCGUGAUGACGAUGGUGAGGGGGAGUCUGUGGAAGAGCACAAGAGCGUCAUCAUGCAUCUGCUGUCACAAGUCCGUUUGGGCAUGGACCUCACUAAAGUGGUUCUGCCUACUUUCAUCCUAGAGAGGAGAUCUUUGUUAGAGAUGUAUGCAGACUUCUUUGCACACCCUGAUUUAUUUGUAAGUAUCGCUGACCAACCGGAGCCCAGGGAACGCAUGGUUCAGGUGGUGAAGUGGUUCCUGUCUGCUUUCCAUGCAGGCAGGAAAGGUUCAGUGGCCAAAAAACCUUACAAUCCAAUCCUGGGGGAAGUCUUCUUCUGCCACUGGGAUCUUCCAAACGAGAUGGAAGAGCCGCCUCCACCUACGGAGGCCGUAACAGACGGUCCAGUUCCCUGGUCUUCACCCAACAGUGUGCGUUUCGUGGCAGAGCAGGUCUCUCACCACCCGCCCAUCUCUGCAUUUUACGCGGAGUGUUUAAAUAAGAAGAUCCAGUUCAACGCUCACAUCUGGACCAAGUCCAAGUUUCUUGGCAUGUCUAUAGGGGUCCACAACAUCGGUCAAGGCUGUGUGUCGUGUUUGGAGCAUGAUGAACAUUAUAUUCUUACCUUCCCUAAUGGAUACGGCAGGUCGAUUCUGACCGUGCCCUGGGUGGAGUUGGGUGGAGAGUGCAACAUUUCCUGCUCAAAGUCAGGCUACAGCGCCACCAUCGUAUUCCACACCAAACCUUUCUAUGGCGGAAAGAAGCACAGGGUCACAGCAGAAAUCUUCGCACCAAAUGACAAGAAAUCUUUCUGCUCCAUUGAAGGAGAAUGGAACGGAGUGAUGUACUCCAAGCUGGCAACUGGAGAAAAUGCAUCGUUCAUAGACACUAAGAAAAUGAGCAUCAUAAAGAAGAAGGUGAGGAAGCUAGAGGACCAGCUGGAUUACGAGUCCCGGAGGCUAUGGAGAGAUGUGACACUGAACCUGAAGCUUAAAGACAUUGAUACAGCAACAGAGGCCAAACAUCGUCUUGAGGAGAAACAAAGGGCUGAAGCCAGGGAGAGGAAGGAGAAGGAGCAGCAGUGGGAAACCAGGCUAUUCCAUGAAGACGGGGAGUGCUGGGUCUACGACGAGCCGCUAUUAAAGAGAUUAGCUUCUCAGAGGCACUGAUAAAGCCACACUCGCUAUGAUGAACACAGAAGUUCAAAAAGAAAUCUGCACAGACACAGGAGUCUUCAUAAGAACUCUUUUGCAUAAAAAAAAAAAACACACUUCUUAUUCAAGCCUUGGGAUGAUUGAUUGAACCUGUACACUGCUUUGCAUCUGACUGUAUUAAAAAAAAGGAAAUGAAUGAAAGCAUCAAAGAUGUAAACAUGAGCUCUUCUCCUUACUUGGGCAAAUUUCCCCUGCGCUGACCACCGAUACCAACCCCUCAUCCUCCUCCUCCCCCCACCAUACGGCACCGCAGAGAGGAGAUGCGAGAGCCGGCCAUCACUUCUAGAUCCACACUCUAUGAUCCAGAGAAGCACUUGUGUUCCAGUAUACCUGGUUUUGUUUCUUUAUAAAAGGGGGAGCUGGAGGCUUGUGGUCGUUGAUGUACAAUUCAAGUAAAAUAACUGGCGCUCUACAUCUCAGGGAAUCUGACUGAGGAAAGAAAGCUGCUGCACCCUCCCAGAGUCUGACAGCCUUAUAACAGUGGAGCCCAUGAAUCUUAAAGCGGCGGGAGAGAACUUCUCUGCUUGCCUGAAACUAGUUCUAACUGAUCUUUAUAUAUAGAUAUACAUAUAAUUAAAUAUAUAUAAAUAUAUAUAUAUUCUUUUUUUAUUUCCAAUAUUUUGUUCUGUUCUUUCUGGCAAUACUAUACACUAUUGGGGUUAUGAACAUGAUGGCUUCACCUCAUUAGGAAUCAUUCCAUUUUGAUUUUCAUCGUUUUGUUUUCCACUUCUGAGCGGCCAUUUUUGUUCUUGUAUCUUUAAUGCUAUCCAGAAGCAAAACAUGAGCCAUGAAACUUACAGAGAUUGGGAGAGGUGGAAAAUAUAUUUAAGGACUAUAUGCAAUGCUAAGUUUCAAAGCCAGUUAUGCCAAAAAGGAGAAUAAUAUAUAUAAACUAACUUUGAGAUGGAUGGCAAAUGGUUCCCUGAAAGCAUUUCUGAACAAAACAAUUGUUUACAUGAUGUUUUCUCCAUGAUGAAGAUUUAGUCUCCCAUUGUUUGCUGCAGAUCAACCUCUCUUCUUCACGCUUGCCGGUGAUGACCGAGCAGUGUAGACGGACUCAACUGGUUCCUGUCUUUUUCUUUUACACAUUCUGCUUUUACAUUCAGAACCACAUGCUGGUCAACAAGCCUUUUGAACACGAGUGAUUUAUAAGCUUUUGUUUGGAUCUAAAUUGCUGAACAGUGAUGCAAACAAUCCAUGUUAUCUUAGUUUGAAGAGUUAAUUAUCAACACAAAUGAAAAGGCCUUUAAAAUUGCCCACCUGGUCUUAAACUGAAGGUUUACCUGUUUUUCUUCUUUCCUCCAUGCUUUUCUUUUUUUGUUGUAAAACUCGUUGAGUAGAGGCCUUGCCUUUCAUUUCAGUAUUGCCUGAUAGAGAGCAAUCAAAACAAAUGUAUUUCGUUUUUUUUUUCAUUUCCUUUUCAUCAUAACCAUUGAUUGUAUCUGACUCUCCUGAUAAUUGAAGAAUUAUAUUAAAUCUCUGAGAGUUAUUUCCU